UGAAAAAAAAAGAAAAAGAAGAAGUGCCAGCCCAUUUUGUAAGCCGAUGAAGAAAGAAAGCAGACGGCCCAUCAACACCCAUCUCCAACAAGGACCCAAGCCCAUUUCGUGGAUCGACGACUAUGGACUUGUUCUUCCUCUCUUCUUUGUAGUGCUGCUGCUCCACGCCUCCGCCACUGCCGAGAUGCCCCCUGCAAUCGAAUCGAAUCGAAUCGAAUCCCUCUCCCCCUCCGCCAUUGCCCGGGAUGCCCCCCGCAAGGCUUCCCAAAACCAGAUCGGAAGAAUCGAAUUGAAUCCCUCUUUACCCAAUUGCCAAGGGAGGCAAGCCACCAUGAAGAUGCGUACGCUGCUGUGGCAACAAGAAAAGAAGCUUCUUUGUUCUUUCCUCCAUCCUCUUCUCUGCUGGACGGAGGCUGCGGCGGCAAGAAGAAAGGAAUCUCACCCCAUGGCCUGAUUUAUCUCUAUCCACCGUGCACAGCUUCCUUCCCCAUCUGACGCAGCGACCACGGCGACUGUGGCGUCUCUGCUUGCAUCCUUUCGUCCUGAUCUCUCAGGUUUGGUCGCUUGGGGAACAUUUACCCGGUGUUGACGCUGCGUUCUCUGUCUUGGAUUUCACCCCCACCCCCCUCCUGUUGGUCGCUCACCAGGCUGCUGUCACCGCCGUCGACAGCCCAGUUUGCAGUAAAUGGAGGCGACGGCUAUCAGCAUUGGCAAGUCCGUGUUGAGCGGGGCGCUCAACUAUGCCCAGUCAGCCGUGGCCGAGGAGGUGGCUCUGCAGCUCGGUGUCCAGCGUGACCACUCCUUCAUUUCAGAUGAGCUGGAGAUGAUGCAAGGUUUCCUGAUGGCUGCACAUGACGAGCGGGACGACAGCAUGGUGGUGAAGAUAUGGGUCAAGCAAGUCCGCGAUGUGUCCUAUGCUGUCGAGGACUGCCUCCUGGACUUCGCUGUCCGUCUUGAGAAGCAAUCUUGGUGGUGCCUCUCUCGCAAGGUGCUAGCCCGGCAUUAUGUGGCAAACCAGAUGAAGGAGCUCAGAGCCAAGGUGGAGGAGGUCAGCCAGAGGAACCAGCGUUACCAGAUCAUCAGGGGCUCUAGCUCCAAACAUACCUCCGCUAUAGGGCAGCCUACCAUCUCUGGUGCGACGAUGUCUGCUGCCGAUGAUGCAAGGCUGCGGAGGCAUAAAGCUAAAAAGGAUCUCGUCGAGUUGAUCAAUUGCAAGGAUGAUGCACUUCGAGUGAUAGCGCUGUGGGGCACAAGUAGUAGUGAUCUGGGGGAGAUAUCCAUCCUAAAAAGUGCCUAUGAAGAUCUCAUGAUGCACAAGAAUUUCGAUUGCUGUGCUUGGAUUACACUGAUAGGUACUUUCAAUCAGGCAGAUUUGAUUCAAAACAUUGUUUGCCAAAUCUAUGUUAAUUCUCUUCAAGACUCUAGAAAAGAAGGUAAAACAACUAUUGGGGCCCAAGUUCUUAAGAUGACGACAACGGCGAAGGAAGAUGGUUUGGAUCAUGAGUUCAAGAGAUAUUUGAAUGACAAGAGUUACCUAAUUGUACUCAACAACAUACACAGCAUUGAAGAGUGGGAUUGCUUUAAAACAUGUUUCCCAAACAACAAUAAAGGAAGCCGAAUAAUAAUAUCCACCGAGCAAGUUGCAGUUGCAAGCUUAUGCAUAGGAGCAGAGGAUGAAGCUCUAGUGCAUAAGUACUUAUUUGCUGAUCAACCUCUUUAUGCUUUCUACAGGAAGGUUUCUCAGGAGGGGAGAAAUUCAGCAGAAAAAGGGUCCAUCUCAUACAUAGUCCCUACUGACGUUGACAACUCUACACACAAGAAUAUCCUAACUCAGACAGAGACAAUGGCUACUCUAGAGGAAUCUCAUCUCAUUGGGAGAGGGACUCAAAAGGAGGAAAUCAUCAAACUAAUCUCAAAUAAAGAUCUCCAUCAUUUUCAUGUGUUCUCCUUGUGGGGAAUGGGUGGUAUUGGAAAAACAACACUAGUGACAGAUAUUUAUCAAACCCAAGAGAUUAGUAGCAUGUUUGAUAAGCGUGCUUGUGUCACAGUUAUGCGUCCUUUCAAUCCAGCAACGCUCAUUGGGAGCUUAGCUAUGCAGUUCGGAUGUAAAAAUGGGACAGAUUUAAGGAGAUGUUUAGAAGGAAGGAGAUAUUUGCUUGUUCUUGAUGCUCUGUGGUCCAUAGUAGAGUGGGAUGCUAUAAAACAAUGUUUACCAGAAACGGCAGCAAGCUGCAUAAUAGUCACCACAAGGGAAGAGAAUAUAGCGAAGCACUGCUCCAAGGAUGAAAGAAAUAUAUACAAGCUCAACCAUCUGGGUCCUGUUGAUGCAUGUACCCUCUUCACCCAAAAGGUAUUUAAGAAGACCGUAAAUUUGGAUGAGCAAUAUCCAGAGUUGGUUGAACAAGCAAAAAUGAUAUUGAAGAAGUGCAGAGGACUUCCCCUUGCACUAGUCACCAUAGGUGGCUUCUUGGCAAGCCAACCAAAAACUGCUUUUGAAUGGAGAAAAUUGAAUGAGCAUAUCAGUGCUGAGCUGGAGAUGAAUCCAGAACUUGAGAUCAUAAAAGCAGUCCUUAUGAAAAGCUAUGAUGGUUUACCCUAUUAUCUCAAGGCUUGUUUCUUGUAUCUGGCCAUCUUUCCUGAAGACCAGCAGAUUGCACGGAGACGCUUAGCGUGUCGGUGGCUUGCAGAAGGUUACUCAAGUGAGGUGCGUGACAAGUCUGUGGAGGAUGUAUUGGACGGUUACUUCAUGGAACUUAUAAGCAGGAGCAUGAUCCUGCCAUCUCAACGGUCAAUUUAUAGUAGGAAAGGAAUUGACUCCUGCCAUGUCCAUGAUCUCAUUCGUGAAAUUGCCAUCUCAAAGGCUAUGGAGGAAAAUCUUGUUUUCACAUUGGAGGAAGGGUGCAGCAUAAACAACCAAGGAACAGUGCGUCAUCUUGCUGUAAGCAGCAAUUGGAAGGGGGAUCAGUGUGAUUUUGAGAAUAUAGUAGACUUGUCGCAUGUACGAUCGUUGACUGUGUUUGGAAAUUGGAGGCCAUUUUACAUUUCUGAUAAGAUGAGGUUGCUACGAGUGCUGGAUUUAGAAGGCGAGUGGGAUCUAGUUGAUCAUCAUCUUGAGCACAUUGGGAAGCUUGUACAUCUUAGAUAUCUUUCUCUAAGAGGACAUGCUUCUGUAUUUCACCUGCCAAAUCCGUUGGGGAAUCUGAGGCAACUCCAGACACUAGAUAUUUCAGGUACGAGCAUAAUGAAGCUACCAAGGACCAUCACCAAGCUUGUGAAGAUGCGACGCAUUCUGGCUAGUCCAUGGGAGGAUUUAUAUGAAGAUGCAAUUGAGCAGUCACUAAUGACUUUGCCUUUAUGUUCAGUGUUUUGUUGUGUGGCAUGCUGUGCACCUAGGAUUCUGGCAGAGGAACUUGACCUUGACGAUGGUGGACAACUUAACAGGCGUGAUGUAUGCACUGCAUUCUGUUGCAGCAUAUUACCUUAUUAUGCGGCAGGAGGACGAAAUCCAGGUGGUGUGGAGAUGCCAAGAGGGAUUUGGAAACUGAAGGCCCUACACACACUGCAUACUGUAGACGUCUCAGCGGGAAAGGCUGUUCUAAAAGAUAUAAGAAAGCUCACCCGGUUGCGCAAGUUAGGAGUGACAGGCAUCAACAAGAGAAACGGUCAAGAGUUGUGUUCAGCAAUUGAUCGUCUCAGCAGCCUGGAGUCAUUGUCACUACACUCACAUGGAGAGACAGGUUUAUCAGGCUGCUUGGAUGGGCUAUUCUCACCUCCAGAAAACCUGCAGAGCCUCAAGUUGAUAGGCAACCUGGUUAAACUGCCGGAGUGGAUCCAGGGCCUCAAAAAUCUGGUGAAGCUGAAGCUAUGGAGGUCGAGGAUAUCGGAACAUGAUGCGGUCAUACAAGUCCUUGGGAACCUACCAAACCUGGCCACCCUCCGUCUAUUGCAUGCCUCGUUCGUUGGUGAAGAGGUCUGUUUCAGUUUCCGUGGGGAGGCAUUCCCGAGCCUGAAGGUGCUGCAGCUGUAUCUGAUAAAAAACCUCAAGUCGGUGGGGUUUGAAGAAGGAACAGCCCCUAAGCUUGAGUUGCUGCGGUAUUGUGGUGCGGAACAUCCCAGUGUUGGGUUGUUCUGUGGGUUGCGACAUCUCCCAUGUCUCAAGGAAUUUAUGCUGUAUAGCUUGCACUGGAGAAAGACCGAGUUUGUGGAGGACUUGCAAGGCCAGCUGGCAGAGAAUAAAAACAAGCCCGUUUUGAAGAGUAGCUAGCUGUAUUCGACUCCCUCUUGGUCUAUCUUCUUAAUAUUCAUGUAGGUACGUACGUAUUAUUAGGUCCCUCCCUCCCUUUUAUGUAUGUAGUGGUAUUUCCUUGGAUUGAGUUGAUGUAAGCUAGCAAAUGGCUUUCGUUGUUUUGUUCAUCCGUCACGACUCUUUGAUUUC
This is a messenger RNA of Triticum aestivum (bread wheat), 4435 nucleotides long. Its product is annotated as disease resistance protein Pik-2. Bases 686 to 4264 code for a protein of 1192 amino acids. The transcript has 5 exons. NCBI's taxonomy places the organism in Eukaryota, Viridiplantae, Streptophyta, Magnoliopsida, Poales, Poaceae. Gene Ontology annotation, molecular function: ADP binding. The record is from RefSeq and is a predicted model, not a curated record. Gene Ontology annotation, biological process: defense response to other organism.